This is a messenger RNA of Penicillium pulvis, 1671 nucleotides long. RefSeq names its product MDR family MFS transporter. NCBI's taxonomy places the organism in Eukaryota, Fungi, Ascomycota, Eurotiomycetes, Eurotiales, Aspergillaceae. The coding region runs from base 1 to 1671 and encodes 556 amino acids. The transcript has 5 exons. Gene Ontology annotation, molecular function: transmembrane transporter activity. The record is from RefSeq and is a predicted model, not a curated record. Gene Ontology annotation, biological process: transmembrane transport.
AUGUCUCUGAAACCUUCCACGGAGAACGCCGUUGCGGUUGCCGGCAUGAAUGAGUCAGCGACACUGGAAGAGAUUCGAGAAGAAACGCAGGAUGCGAACAGGCCUGUCAAGUUUUCGAAGGUCUUCACGAUAUCAAUUGUAUUGUGCUUGGCGACUUUGUGCGUAUCGAUAGACAAUACGAUAAUUUCGACUGCUGUACCACGGAUCACAAAACAGUUUCAGAGCAUUGACGAUGUGGGCUGGUAUGCAGCAAUCUAUCCAUUGACAUCCUGCGCAUUCCAACCUUCCUACGGAAAAAUCUAUACUCUCUUCUCCAGCAAAUAUGUCUUCUUGGCAGCGUUGCUGAUAUUCGAGAUCGGCAGCGUUGUAUGUGCUACUGCACCUAGUUCUCAUGUGUUUAUUCUCGGGCGGGCAUUAGCAGGCAUAGGUUCCGCUGGAAUACAAGCAGGCACUACGCUCAUUCUCGCUGAAUGUGUUCCACUAAGCCAGCGGCCGACUUGGAACAGCAUCAUUGGUAGCAUGUUUGCAGUCGGGAGUGUGGCUGGACCUUUACUGGGAGGAGCGUUCUCAGAUUCAACCACAUGGCGUUGGUGCUUCUACAUUAAUCUCCCAAUUGGAGGAGUUGUUAUGAUCUUCGUCUUCUUUUUCUAUCACGCUAAUAGUACUGACAGAAUACUCGAGUCGACCGGAUCUCGCAGCCAGAUCGCGCGUUUCGACUUGGUUGGCACUUUUACCUUUAUGUCCGCAACUAUUUGUCUCCUGCUGGCACUCUCAUGGGGUGGUACGACAUAUGCUUGGGAUAAUGUCCGCAUAAUAGUCCUGCUCACUCUUGCUGGUCUCCUCUUUUGUUCCUUCGUGGGUAUCGAAUACUGGAUGAAAGAUAGCGCCAUCAUUCCUUUGCGUUUACUACGCAGUCGAAGCAUAUGUGCAGCAAUUUGGUUUGGUAUCUGCCUUGGAGGCGUGUUCUUUAUCAACGUUUACUAUAUCCCGCUAUGGUUUCAAAUCGUCAAUGGUGUCUCUGCCGUCGAAUCCGGAAUCCUCUUCAUACCGUUUAUGGUUAGUGUUGUCGGUGGAUUCAUGUUCGCGGGCUUUGGGACUGCUGGAACAGGAUAUUACACACCCUUUGUCUACGCUGGAUCAGUCCUCAUGUCGAUAGGCACGGGCCUUUUGAUGACUGUUCGGCCUCAUCACACCCCCCGCGCCAGAUGGGUUGGGUUUCAGAUAAUAUGUGGAGCUGGAAUCGGUCUAGGAGAAGAGCAGGGACUGUAUAUGGUACAGACGACGCUUUCCGAAAAUGAUGUGGCAACUGGAAUUGGCCUCAUCCUAUUCGCACAGACAUUCGGUGGAGCCUUGUUCGUGUCGGUUGCGCAGUUACUCUUCUUGGAGAACAUCAGCAAAGCGCUAAAAACACUGGCCCCGAAUCUGAGCCCUAAGUCUGUUCUGGACGGAGAAACAACAGGGUCUUCGCCAGAAUUACAGGCAGUCUACGGCGUGGCGAUCAAAGACUCCCUCCGCGUUGGGCUUAUAUUAGCAGCAGCGUCGACUCUAGGUGCCGUGCUAUACGACUGGAAGAGUCUGAGAACGAAGGAUGAUAAUGGGAGCCCUGAGCAUGGAUGUGUGCAGAUGCCAGAAAAGUUAGAGGGGGUUGGAGCAGAGGUCAAAGAGAGAUAA